AUGUCGGGUUAUGAGGCAUCCCGAACCUAUUCCGUACGGACUAGCAAUGAGAGGGAGCCAGACGGCAACACCCUCGAGCUUCGCUCGAAGGUCGAGAAGACCCUCCUCGAGUUCCUCCUGCAGUACCGCGUAGGCAAUGACUUCAUAUACCGCGACAAACUGCGCGCGAAUCUUCUGUUGAAACAGCAUCAAAUAGAGGUGGAUCUCAGACAUGUCGGUCUGUAUAACGACGAAAUGGCACACGCUAUUCAGGAGCAGCCAGGAGAGAUACUUCCCUUGUUUGAGAAUGCGGCAGCCAGGGCCGCUCGGUCUAUCUUGUUCCCUCUGGCGAGCAACUCCGAAAACGCACAACAGUCGAUCCCCAACGUGCAAGUCCUUAUCAAGUCCGGGUUGAACAUGCAACCGUUUCGAGAUUUGACCGCCAACACCAUGAACAAGCUUGUUCGUAUUCCCGGUAUCGUCAUCUCUGCGUCUGUGCUCUCUUCCCGCGCGACGAAGCUGCACCUCCAGUGUCGUGCAUGCCGAACCCCGAAAAUCAUCACUCCGCCCGGUGGUUUAGGUGGCUUGGGAGGAGGUUCAGAGCGUGGCCUUCCGAGAACCUGCGAUGCGCCAUCUCUUGAAAACCAGGAGAAGGAUUGCCCCCUCGACCCAUAUCUCAUUAUCCACUCGAAGUCAUCCUUUACUGAUCACCAAAUGCUCAAACUGCAAGAAGCUCCUGAUAUGGUGCCCGUCGGAGAGCUGCCAAGACAUAUGCUACUGUCUGCGGAUCGUUACCUCACAAAUCAGGUUGUUCCUGGCUCUCGAGUCAUCGCAACUGGCAUUUACUCUACUUUCCAAUCUGCGAAAAACCGUUCAAAAGGUGCUGCGGCUCUUCGUGAUCCCUAUCUGCGCGUCGUCCACCUCGAAGUGUCGUCUCCGGCUUCAGGUGGUUCGGGUGGCGCGAACCCAUUUGGUACACAGUACACGCCAGAGGAGGAAGAGGAGUUCGGUGAGAUGGCUCGUAGCGAAGGCUUCUAUGAACGGUUCGCGAAGAGUGUCGCGCCCAGUAUCUUUGGUAGCCUAGACAUCAAGAAAGCGAUAACAUGUCUUCUUAUGGGAGGCUCCAAGAAAAUCUUACCAGACGGGAUGCGACUGAGAGGAGAUAUCAACGUGCUACUUCUGGGUGAUCCGGGUACUGCGAAGAGUCAGCUGCUAAAGUUCGUUGAGAAAGUUGCUCCUAUAGCAGUUUACACCUCUGGAAAAGGUUCCAGUGCUGCCGGUCUAACGGCAUCAGUGCAACGGGACGCUGUUUCGCGGGAGUUCUACCUUGAAGGCGGUGCGAUGGUUCUGGCCGAUACCGGUGUCGUCUGCAUCGACGAGUUCGACAAGAUGCGUGAUGAAGACCGUGUCGCCAUCCAUGAAGCGAUGGAGCAGCAGACCAUCUCGAUUGCCAAGGCUGGUAUUACGACGGUGCUGAACUCUCGGACAAGCGUACUCGCAGCGGCAAACCCCGUGUGGGGUCGUUACGACGAGGGCCGCAGCCCUGGCGAGAACAUCGACUUCCAAACCACCAUUCUGUCUCGGUUUGACAUGAUCUUUAUCGUGAAGGAUGAACACAACGAGGCACGAGACCAGAUGAUUGCCAAGCAUGUCAUGAACAUCCACAUGAACCGCCCCAACCAGAACGAGGAGGUUGUGGGUGAGAUCGAUCUCGAGAAAAUGAAGCGUUUCAUUGCUUUCUGUAAAGCAAAAUGCGCUCCUCGGCUCUCUGCGGAGGCACAGGACAUGCUUAGCAGCCACUUUGUCUCAUUGCGGAAACAGGUGCAGCAGGUCGAGCAGGACAACGACGAACGGAGUUCCAUCCCCAUUACAGUCCGUCAACUCGAGGCUAUCAUCCGCAUUUCCGAAUCCCUCGCGAAACUCACGCUCUCGCCGGGAGUCCAGAAUCACCACGUAGAAGAGGCUAUUCGACUGUUCAAGUUCUCCACCAUGGAUGCUGUGUCUGCAGGCGCUGCAGACGGGCUCUCGCGCGGUGCUCUGAACGAAGAGAUGAUCAAGAUUGAGAAAGAAAUCAGGCAACGACUACCUAUCGGAUGGAGUACAAGCUACCAGAGUUUAGUCCGGGAGUUCGUCACGCAGCAAGGGUACUCGAGCCACGCACUGGAACGGACACUGUUCAUCAUGGAGAAGCGAGAGAUUAUUCGAUUCUCCGGGCAGAAGAAGGUUGUGCAUCGUGUCGGUGUCUAG
This is a messenger RNA of Epithele typhae, 2226 nucleotides long. RefSeq names its product ATP dependent DNA helicase. Gene Ontology annotation, cellular component: nucleus; MCM complex. The coding region runs from base 1 to 2226 and encodes 741 amino acids. Gene Ontology annotation, molecular function: single-stranded DNA helicase activity; single-stranded DNA binding; 3'-5' DNA helicase activity. The transcript is spliced from 12 exons. Gene Ontology annotation, biological process: double-strand break repair via break-induced replication; DNA replication initiation; DNA replication. NCBI's taxonomy places the organism in Eukaryota, Fungi, Basidiomycota, Agaricomycetes, Polyporales, Epitheliaceae. The record is from RefSeq and is a predicted model, not a curated record.